GUAAGAAGCCUUUCACUCAUACUCUCUAUCAAGAACGACCUCUCUGCAGUGUGGAGUAUUGACGAUGGCUGAACGCAACAAAGCACCUUCAUUCUCUCCGGUUUCUGUGAUAGGGUCACAAUUCAUGGCACCACAUCAACUCGAUAUUAUAGUUGAUAGAAUUUCAAGCGGAAUCCUUUUGAUUACAGAUAUUAACCAUAAAACCAUGUUCAAAGUGAAACCAUGCGACUCAUUCUUUCAUGAGCGGCGAGUACUACUCGAUGUUGAUGACCAACCCAUCGUUGUGAUGCGCGAUAAGAGCAUGACUAUACACGAUGGAUGGUAUGUAUUCAGGGGUGACAGUGAAAGCAAAUCGGAUAUGAUAUUUACCACAAAAAAACCUUGCGUGAUCCAGCUGUUUAAGAGUGAUGUAAAUGUGUUCUUGGCAAACAAAACCAAUAGUAAAAAUGUUUGUGAUUUCAAGGUCGAAGGAAGCUGGUCGAAGAGAAACUGCACUAUUUAUAUGGGAGAUACUUCAACCACAAUAGCCCAAAUGUCCAAAAUGCAGUUAUCGGAGAAUAUUGUAAAGUUCGUUAAUGACAAAUUCAAGGUGACCAUUUCUCCCAAUGUGGACUUUGCGUUUGUGAUCACAAUUAUAGCAAUUGUUGAGGCUAUGGAAAACUCUGACACAGAAAGUAACGGUGCUGUGCAAGUUCUUGGAGGUGUGACUAAAGUUGUUGCCCCAAUACUCCUUUCAUAGUCAUAUUAGUUGCAUUCUCUACUCCUAAAUUCUUCAAUGGGUCAACGGGUUUAUAUAUGGCUUACCCGGCAAUUCAUAUCAUCUUUUCACAUCGUGAUGGAUAUGGUAUGAUUACCAUGAUAGGCUCAAAUUAUGGUUCCUUAGUUGUAUUCUAGUGCUGAAGAAUAAAUGCUGCUUAGGAAAAUUUUUGAAGAUUGUGUAGCUAUACAGAAGUAGUAUUCAAAAGUAUCAAAC
This is a messenger RNA of Lactuca virosa, 973 nucleotides long. NCBI's taxonomy places the organism in Eukaryota, Viridiplantae, Streptophyta, Magnoliopsida, Asterales, Asteraceae. The record is from the annotation of a GenBank genome assembly.